Messenger RNA from Bombus terrestris (buff-tailed bumblebee), 715 nucleotides. RefSeq lists its product as uncharacterized. The record is from RefSeq and is a predicted model, not a curated record. Lineage: Eukaryota; Metazoa; Arthropoda; Insecta; Hymenoptera; Apidae. Bases 254 to 547 code for a protein of 97 amino acids. The transcript has 2 exons.
CUUAGUUUCGCUCGACGGUGACCGAUUGUGAAACGACGCACUCUCAACGUGAGUACCAUUCACGAGAUCGUUGUUACGAUUGCUGCCAAGCCUCAACUUCCUUUUACCGCUAACCCUGCGGCGCUUACGACUUACACGGACAUCAGAGAGUUAUACUUUUUACUUAACUAUCGUUGAUCAGUUUCAAACGUUCCUACCGGACUCUCGUAGUAAUAUCGGUGUGUUUGUUUCUGUGGUUUGACGUUCAGUCAAUAUGAAAGUCCAUUUUACGUUAUUAGCAACAAUAUUGAUUGUGGGAGUGGCUAUGGCAUUUCCACAAAAGGAUGGUCAAAUUUUCAGUAACGAGGCUAUAAAACAGGCACAGAAUACCUAUCUUAUUCCGAAGGAUGCGACAAUACAAAAGGUUCAAGAAGGUAUCGAAUUGGCAGCGUACGAAUCGAUUCCUGGUGAUCAGAAGAUUAAUCUUUUCGAAAUUCUGGGAGCGCACGUUCCAUCGGAAGUGGUGAACAAUCUCCAAGCUCAAAUCGAUCAGAUAGGACGGAAUUAGACUCGCUUGCUUUUCUUCUCCAUCAUCAUCGCCAUCGUUCUCUUGUAAAAAAUGUUUUGAAUCUAAGUUUUAUAACAAUUAUUUAUAGAAUGUAAUAAGUCUUUUUUUUAUAAUGAUGUACUUAGGCUUUUUCAUUUUUUCGUAAAUAAAUGUCUGAAAACGAGGCAA